AAAUUCUGACUGAUAUGCACAAUUUAUUUCCUUUUAGGUCAUUGGCUGUGGCGAUUACAAACAGCUUCCCCCGGUCCCAAACAGAUUUUUGAACGAUGACGGAGACUACUGUUUUAGCAGUCCACUUUUUGAAGUCACGUUUCCUCAUCAUGUACAUCUGACAGAAGUUAUAAGACAGAAAGAAAAAGAGCUAGCGACGGCGGUGCAAGAGUUGUGUGACGGGUCACCGUCAGAAGCCACCCUUCAACUACUGAGGGGAUUAAACGACAAUAGCACAGAUUUGGCAGAAGAUAGGGUGAGGUUGUUUGGGACUAAUUUCGAUGUGCGGUUUGUCAAUGAAGAAAUGUUGGAUCUUAUGGAAGGAGAGGUUCACGUCUUUAAAGCAAAAGAUGAAGGAAACAGAAAUAUACUGCUGCGGUCUCCGGUUCCAAAAACACUACUUCUUAAAGAGGGUGCUCCGGUCAUAUUGAUAAAGAAUUUAGCUGGUAAACUGUAUAAUGGACAAAGGGGUACUGUUCAUAAACUUUUAAAUGGACAUCCGCCAAUCAUAAAUUUUAAUGGUGAAUUACAUAAAAUGAUGCCUGAAAAGUUUGAAGUAUUUGAUGCGAGUCAAAAUAAGGUAUUGGCAUCACGUUCCCAAAUACCAGUAAUUUUAGCUUUUGCUAUGACAGUGCAUCGUGCCCAAGGGCAGACAAUUCAAAACUUGGAAAUUGACAGUGCCUCGUUUUUCGCCCCUGGACAGUUGGGCGUAGCUGUUGGAAGGGCUGUUUGCAAGCAGGGACUUUGUAUCAGAAAUUUAAAUAUGACUUCUGCCUUUUUGAAACAUCCAAAGUCAGUUUAUGAAUUCUAUGAGAAGCCAUUUAAAGCAGUGGAAGCCGACAUAUCUUGUUGUUCUAAGGUUUUAGAUAAAUGUAUUGAAGAUCGACCUAGUGGACCACCUAUUGAGACGGACAUCUGCUUGUCGGACACAGAAGAAGACGCAGAGGAGGGGGUCGGAAUUGAACUACCCCGUGCAACCUGUCCAUUUAACAUUCAGGAAUUCAUAGCUGCAAAUAAAAGUACUGAAUUCAUAACUCUUCUUUCACCAGAAUUCAUUUCAUCAGAGCCAUUUAUUCAUCACCUGGAGUAUAUUCAAUUUAAAGUUAGUGCAUGUAUAGAAAAAGAUUCAAGCACACGACCUAUGUGGAUGGUUUCUUACCAGAACUUGAAUGAAUUUUUGGUCGGGCAAGAACACUUAAAUAGUAUAAGAAACGUGUUCAAGGUUAAAAAAAUGACAAAACUUCAAAAUAAAAUGUCUUCAAAACUUGCGUUCUGGGUGAUGGACAAAAUAAUUCAAGUAAAAGUUCAGGAAGUAGUAUCCCAACCAGUAGACCAACCGGAACCAACGACCUCCAAUGCUCAUUCAUUUUCUGAAGCUGGAAAUGCUAAAUUAAGGUAUAUCGCUGGUGUGUGUGUCCACAAAAUCAGAAACCGUUUAAGGGACUCUGUAGAAAGAAAUCUUGGAAAAAUUAAUAAAAAUAGCAAGCUUACCAGGCAAAUGAAUUAUAAGAAAGAAAAAAUGCUUAAAGCUCUCACAACGUCAGAGGACGGUGUGGAUCCAAGAGACUCUUCAAUGUCAGAAAUAGAAUUUAAGCAAAAUAAAUCUCGCGGUUUAACUGUUGUUAGUGAUGAACUUUUUAUAUUUUUCAAAAAUCUUCACUCCGCAUUACAGACACAAUUAACUUCUGAAAAUCUUCACAAGCAUAUUGACAGAAUUCAUACCAUUUGCAGAAAUCAUAUUGAUUAUAAAAGUAAUUUAUUAGGUAGUUGGAUUGGUUUAUUUAGUUCAGUACAGGAUGACAGCAUUGAGGACGAAAUUUUACUUGUACUGUUAGCAGAGUUGUACCAGGCCAUCAGCGAACACUUCAUUAAACUUUCAAUUGUUGACAGCUUGAAGCACUUUAAACGCUCUAUCCCAAGAAAGAAAAAGCAAGCGUUAAGAACAAAGAUUCAAGCGUUAGGAGAGAGAGCUGCCGGUGGUAAGAAAUCGGAUAACAUCGAAAGUCGGGAUAAAGAUUGUAAAACUAGAAAGAGAAAGGUAACUGGAAAGGGGAAAAGUAAGAAAGUAAAAAAAACAGAUGCCGUAGAAGACUUAUUUAUAUGUCCAAGCUGUGACAAUGUUUGCGAGGAGGAGCCAAUAGAUCCUGAAGGUGAAAGUAUAGGCUGUGAUAAAUGUAAUGAAUGGUAUCACUAUGGGUGUGUUCAGCUAACAGGUGAUGAGUCAUUUUUACAAAGAAGUAACAGUACCUGGUUCUGUUCGUCUUGCAGCAAGAAAGGGAAAGGGAGGGGUAAAAGUACAAAGAAAUGAAUGUUUCAUUGAUAUUAUUAAUUACUUAAGAAAUAAUAACAUUAUUUAACAUUAUUUUUGUGCUGAAUUGUAGCAGAUACUGCCCAUGAUAAUACAAACAACUAAAAAAAACUGUAGCAGAAAAAACACUUAAUAUGUAUCUAUUUAUUUAUUUUUUGUCAACAUACUUGUCUUGUCAAAAGAAAAAUACUGUUGUCUAAUGUUCAAUGAUGAUUAUAUGAUCGCCAUAAUAUCUAUACAUAUGUCACAGUGUGUCGUCAUACAUGUAUAAACCAACUCCAUGUCGUCUGCUAAAAUGUCUUAAGCUUUAUGUUUUUAGUUUUUUUCCAAGUUCUCAAAAUUCAGAAGAAUUAUUGUAAAAUUGUCGAACUGCUUGGAACCUGACCAGAUCCCAGUAAAGGCUAUAUAUAAUAAAGAUCUAUUUGACAUUGCUCUCUAUAUGCUGGACAUCUAUAUGCUCGGCAUUGUUCUCUAUACAAAUGGAUAUCAUACCUUGUUCUCUAAAUAUCAAAUUAUGUUCUCUACAUAUUAAACAUUGUUCUCUAAGGCAUUUACCUUUAUCUUUGAAUAUAAGACAUUAUGCCUCUUCUACAUGUUGGAAUUUGAUAUCUAUAUAUAAGACAUUGCUCUCUAUACUUGAAGUUGAUCUAAUAUUGUGUUCUCUAUACAUUGGACGCUUUUCUAUAAAUAUUGAACAUGGUUCUGUAUACAAAAUACAUGUUUAUAUUUUU
This is a messenger RNA of Dreissena polymorpha, 3078 nucleotides long. RefSeq lists its product as uncharacterized. Gene Ontology annotation, cellular component: transcription factor TFIID complex. The transcript is spliced from 3 exons. Bases 344 to 2347 code for a protein of 667 amino acids. Lineage: Eukaryota; Metazoa; Mollusca; Bivalvia; Myida; Dreissenidae. The record is from RefSeq and is a predicted model, not a curated record.